ACCCCGCUAAAGGAUUUAUACUGCGAGACUAACUAUGCCGACCCGGAAGUCACUGAAUGCGACACCGUGGAUUAAUGUCUGCUGCUUGUGUUCGGCUCUCCUCUCGUUGUUUACAUUUCUAAAUGAUAUAUUCCUCCCAUUUCUGAGACUGUCAUCGGCACAGUGUCAACUCUAAGCUUGAAAUUAUGAGAAAUAUCAACAAAGCGAUGUGAGAAGCCAAACUGCGAGACAACAUUUCAUCCUGCUUUGCCUCGAUCUAGCACUGGAUGCUAACUGUUUCAGCUCCGCAUCUUCAUGUGUCGCUGCUUUAUCCAAAGAUGACCAAUUAGUGAUGAGCAAGUUUGCCCACUACCCGGACCCCAAAUACAACAACAACAUGGCUGUGGAGUUAUAGCACUAGGCGAGCCCUGACAACACCUAAUACGAUAACUUUUGUUGCACAAUGUUUGGUGCGCCUCAAAGCUCCAAGACUGAAUUCCUGGAUAAAGCCAGGCAGGCAAGAGAGGAGAGAAAAGGUCACAAGGAUAAGGAAAAAGCAGCCAUCCACAUCCAAUCACUGGUCAGAAGAUUUCUGUGUCGCUGCAGACUACAGAAAGAACUAAGGAAAGAAGUAGACGACUAUUUUCAAGCUUCUCCCACAACGUCAAAAAGAAAUGCACUCUCACUUUUUAAAAUCGCUCGUAAAUUACUGUUCGUUUUUCACCAAGAGGAUAAGGCGCGGUUUGAGAAACUGUGCAGGGCUAUUCUUUCCAGCAUGGAGGUUGAAAAUGAGCCUAAAGUCUGGUAUGUGUCGUUGGCUCUCUCCAAAGACCUCACAAUCCCUUGGUUGAAACAGAUUAAAGAUGUGCUAUGGACCUGCUGCCAACUACUGAAAAGCCUAAAACCUGACAUACUACAAGACAACAAACUGGUUACGCUGUACCUCACCAUGCUGGUUACCUUUACAGACACGUCAACAUGGCGAAUCGUCAGAGGGAAAGGAGAAGCUCUUCGACCUGCAUUGAUGAGAAUUUGUGAGAAUAUCAUGGGUUAUCUCAAUCAAAAGGGAUUCUAUUCAACACUGCAGAUCUUGUUGACCAACGGCUUGGCUCGCUCUAAACCAUCUCUGUCCAAAGGCACUUUAACGGCUAUCUUUACUCUGUCACUAAGGCCGGUCAUCGCCGCUCACUUCUCAGACAACCUGCUCAGAUCAUUCCUCCUUCACAUCAUGUCAGUUCCAGCUGUGGUUACACACCUGUGUGUGCUCACUCCAGAGUGUAUAGCAUCAAUCCAGACUCACAACCUUUUAAGGAAGUUCAUCCUGUUUCUCAGCCGUGAGGAGCAGUGUUCUGAUAUUUGUGUGUGUUUAGAGGGAAGCCACACACUCUGCUUACUUGGUAACUUGAUUCACUUGGGCUUUCUUAAUGAGCGAGUCAUAGAGGAGGAGGCAAAUCACUUUGUGAAGGACCUAACUGACAUGCUGUCCUACUGCCAGAGAUAUGUCUCCCAGAAGAAGUCCAACCUCACCCACUGGCACCCUGUCCUGGGCUGGUUCUCCCAAACUGUAGACUAUGGUCUGAACGAAUCAAUGCCACUGGUCACCAAGCAGCUGCAGUAUCUGUGGGGCGUUCCUGUCAUUCGGACUCUUUUCAGCGACGUUCUCUCUAAGAAGUUGGAGAGUCAGGAGACCACUCUUUUGCCCCCGCAACCAAGCACUUCACAAAACAACCUGCCAGUUAAAAGCCUCUUCAAGCGAGCGUUUCAGAAGUCCGCUUCUGUGCGAAACAUCUUGAAGCCAGUAGGUGGAAAGCGAGUGGAUUCUGCUGAAGUACAGAAAGUGUGCAGCAUCUGUGUGCUCUACCAGACUGCUCUGUCCACUUUGACACAAAUACGCCUGCAGAUACUCACUGGUCUGACGCACCUUGAUGAUCUACUGCCCAAGUUGUGGGCCUUUAUCUGCGAGCUUGGUCCUCAGGGAGGCCUCAAACUCUUCAUGGAAUGUCUUAACAACGACACUGAAGAGUCCAAGCAACUCCUGGCUAUGCUCAUGCUGUUCUGCGACUGUUCACGGCACCUCAUCACAAUCCUGGAUGAUAUUGAAGUUUAUGAAGAACAGACCUCCUUCAAGAUAGAGGAGCUCCUCACUAUCUCCUCUUUUCUGAACACAUUUGUGUACAAAAUGAUUUGGGAUGGUAUCCUAGAGAACGCAAAGGGGGAGAAACUGGAACUAUUCCACAGUGUUCACGGUUGGUUGAUGGUGCUUUAUGAACGUGACUGCAGGCGAAGAUUUACCCCAGAUGACCACUGGUUACGCAAGGACUUAAAACCCAGCUUGUUGUUUCAAGAGCUUGAAAAAGGCAAGAAGAGAGCCCAGCUGCUACUACAAUACAUUCCGCACGUUAUUCCUCAUAAAAAUAGGGUGCUGCUGUUUAGGAACAUUGUCACGAAAGAGAAAGAGAGCCUUGGGUUGGUCGAAACGAGCUCCGCUUCGCCGCAUGUCACUCAUAUUACCAUUCGUCGCUCACGCAUGUUAGAGGAUGGAUACGAUCAGCUCCGCCGCUUACCUGUAAAUUCAAUAAAAGGCGUCAUUCGAGUGAAGUUUGUCAACGACCUGGGAGUGGAUGAAGCUGGUAUCGAUCAGGACGGUGUCUUUAAAGAAUUUCUAGAAGAGAUCAUUAAGAAAGUUUUUAACCCUGCUCUUAACCUCUUCAAGACCACAAGUGGAAAUGAAAGGCUGUAUCCUUCGCCUACUUCCUACAUCCAUGAGAAUCAUCUGCAGCUCUUUGAAUUUGUUGGGAAGAUGUUGGGGAAAGCCAUAUAUGAGGGUAUUGUGGUGGACGUCCCUUUUGCCUCCUUCUUCCUCAGUCAAGUAUUGGGUCACCACCACAGCACUUUUUAUAGCUCCAUUGAUGAGUUACCCUCGCUGGACUCUGAGUUUUACAAGAAUCUCACCUCCAUUAAGCGCUAUGAUGGAGACGUAGGGGAUCUGGGACUCACUUUAUCUUAUGAUGAAGAUGUUAUGGGUCAGCUAGUUUGUCAUGAGCUGAUACCCGGAGGAAAGACCAUGCCAGUCACCAAUGAAAACAAGAUCAGCUACAUCCAUCUCAUGGCUCACUUCCGGAUGCACACACAGAUUAAGGAGCAAACUGCGGCUUUCAUCAGGGGCUUUCGUAGUAUCAUCAACCCAGAAUGGCUGCACAUGUUUUCUACACCCGAGGUCCAGCGUCUUGUGUCAGGAGACAAUGCUGAGAUUGACUUGGACGACCUUAAGAAGCACACCGUCUAUUAUGGAGGUUUUCACAGCAGCCAUCGUGUCAUCAUCUGGCUGUGGGACAUUCUGUCCAGUGACUUUACCGCUGAGGAGAGGGCAAUGUUCCUUAAAUUUGUCACCAGCUGCUCAAGACCUCCUCUCCUAGGGUUUGCCUACCUCAAGCCACCUUUUUCAAUACGUUGUGUGGAAGUGUCAGAUGAUCAGGACACGGGGGACACCCUGGGUAGCGUCCUCAGAGGCUUCUUCACAAUCCGCAAGAAGGAGCCUGGCGGCCGACUUCCCACUUCCUCUACGUGCUUCAACCUACUCAAGCUGCCUAACUACAGCAAGAAGAGCAUCUUGCGAGACAAGCUGCGCUACGCCAUCAGUAUGAACACCGGCUUUGAGCUCUCGUAAGGCUCGUCGGGCAAAAAGGACCUUGGACCUUGGAUAUGCGGAGCGGCCCGACCCAGGUGAAAUGUUCUGCUCGCCGAGAACAUCGACAAAGUAAAGGAGGAGUCACGCAGAACUACUCCUUUUUUGUCUUAUUUUAACACCUGCAGGAUCUCCCUUACAGUGAAAGGGAUGCUGAUUUUGCAGCACAAUCACAUUUUUGGCAUCUCCAUGUACUCCAAGGUAAUAUAUGCGUAGUAUUUAACUCCAUAAAAUCCAUAUUUAUAGCGUCUCAGUUUCUCAGGCUUAACAGAAUCUUUUUUUUUUUUUUUCGAUCAACACUCCCACUUGAAGUGAACUGGAAAGCAAUACAGAAACAAUGCAAGAAGCCAUUAGACACAAAGCGAUGCAUCGGUAAAUACAAUUUUUAGACUUUGGUAUCCGUGCAUCCUUGAGAGGGUAUCGAACAAGUCCUGAAGUGUUUUUCGCGGAGUAAAUGUGAUUUGUCCAAGUUGAAAACCCAUCAUCCGUCCUGUGUUGCUUACACUACGUCCCAUUUCUAGGGAAAAUGCUGUUGAUCUUAUUCAAUUUCAAGACAUUGUUUUGAAUAUUUUACAAACCUGCUUUGUACUUAAACAUCUGCUUUAUUUGUGGUCAAGCACCAAACUCCUUGCACAUCAUUUUAUUUUCUAAAUGCAGUGCAUCUGGAAAGUAUUCACAGGGCUUCACUUUUUCCACAUAUUGUUAUGUUACAGGCUUAUUCCAAAAUAGAAUAAAUUCAUUUUUGCCCUCAAAUUUCUACACACAAUACCAAAUAGUAACAAUGUAUUUUUUUAUUUUUUUAAAUGUAUUCAAAAAAUAAAAAAAAAUCACAUGUAUAUUAGUAUUGACAGCCUUUGCUCGAUAAUUUCUUGAUGCACCUUUGGCAGAAAUUACAGCAUCAAGUCUUUUUGAAUACGAUGCCAUAAGCUUGGUACACCUAUUUUUGGGCAGUUUCGCCCAUUCCUCUUUGCAGCACCUCUCAAGCACUAUCAGACUUGAUGGGACGCGUGGUUUUUCCUUCAGGAUGUGUCUACAUUACAGCAUUCAUCUUACUCUAGUCAGGGAGGUGACCAAGAACCCGAUGGUCACUCUGUCAGAGCGAGAGCAUUCCUCUGUGGAGAACCUUCAAGAAGGACAACCAUCUCUGCAGCAAUCCACCACUCAGGCCUGUAUGGUAGAGUGGCCAAACGGAAGCCAUUUCUUGGUGGAAACUUUGCCAAAAUGCAUCUAAAAGACUCUUAGACCAACAAAAUUGUCUGGUCUGAUGAGACAAAGAUUGAACUCUGUGGCGUGAAUGCCAGGCAUCAUGUUUGGAGGAAACCAGGCCAAUACCAUCCCUAGAGUGACGCAUGGUGUGGUGGGAGCAUAAUACUCUGGGGUUGUUUUUCAGCGGCAGGAACUGGGAGAAUAGUCAAGAUAGGAUGAAUUGAUUAACGUGGACCCCGACUUAAACAAGUUGAAAAACUUAUUCGGGUGUUACCAUUUAGUGGUCAAUUGUACGGAAUAUGUACUGUACUGUGCAAUCUACUAAUAAAAGUAUCAAUCAAUCAGAUGGAAAGAUGAAUACAGCGCUGACAGAGUGACUAUCAAGUUCUUGGUCACCUCCCUGACUGGACUAAGAUGAAUGCAGCAAUGUACAAAGACAUCCUGGAUGAAAACCAACAAUUCCCAUCCAACCUGAUGGAGCUUGAGAGGUGCUGCAAAGAAGAAUUGGUGAAACUGACGAAAGAUAGGCGUGCAAAGCUUGUGGCAUCGUAUUCAAAAAGACUUGAGGCUGUAAUUGCUUUCAAAGGUGCAACAAGAAAGUAUUGAGCAAAUUCUGUAAAAAAAAAUUAUGUACAUGUGGAAAAAAAACUUUCACAUUGUCAUUAUGCCAGGGGUCACCAACCUUUUCGAAACCAAGAGCUACUUCUGGGGUACUGAUUAAUGCGAAGGGCUACCAGUUUGAUACGCACUUUUACGGAAGGUUUUUUGUAGAGAAUAAAUGAUGAAAAAAAAAAAACUUAAUUGAAUGGUUUAAAAGAGGAGAAACAGGAUAAAAAUGAAAAUUAAAUUUUGAAACAUAGUUUAUCUUCAAUUCCGACUCUUUAAAAUUUGAAAUCCAACCGAAAAAAAGAAGAGAAGAACUAGCUCAUUCGAAUCUUUUUGAAAAAAUUGAAGAAAGAAUUUUUGGAACAUCGUUAGUAAUUUUUCCUGAUUAAGAUUAAUUUUAGAAUUUUCAUGAAAUGUUUUAAAUAGGUUAAAAUCCAAUCUGCAUUUUGUUAGAAUUCAUAACAAAUUGGACCAAGCUAUAUUUCUAACAAAGACAUAUUAUUUCUUCUAGAUUUUCCAGAACAAAAAUUUUAAAAGAAAUUCAAAAGACUUUGUAAUACGAUUUAAAUUUGAUUCUAAAGUUUUUCUAGAUUUGCCAGAAUAUUUUUUUUGAAUUUGAAUCAUAAUAAGUUUGAAAAAAUAUUUCACAAAUAUUCUUCAUCGAAAAAACAGAAGCUAAAAUGAAGAAUUAAAUUAAAAUGUAUUCAUUAUUCUUUACAAUAAAAAAAACUUGAACAUUGAUUUAAAUUGUCAGGAAAGAAGAGGAAGGAAUUUAAAAGGUAAAAAGGUAUGUGUUUAAAAAUCCUAAAAUCAUUUUUAAGGUUGUAUUUUUUCUCUAAGAUUGUCUUUCUGAAAGUUAUAAGAAGCAAAGUAAAAGAAUAAAUUAAUUUAUUUAAACAAGUGAAGACCAAGUCUUUAAAAUAUUUUCGUGGAUUUUCAAAUUCUAUUUAAGUUUUGUCUCUCUUAGAAUUAAAAAUAGCUAGCUAGUAAUUAAAUACAAUUUAAAAAAUAGAGGCAGCUCACUGGUAAGUGCUGCUAUUUGAGCUAUUUUUAAAACAGGCCAGCGGGCGACUCAUCUGGUCCUUACAGGCUACCUGGUGCCCGCGGGCACCGCGUUGGUGACCCCUGCCUUAUGGUGUAUUUUGGGGACAAAAAUUAAUUUAUUGCAUUUUGGAAUAAGGCUGUAAAAUAGCACAAUUUGGAAAAAGUGAAGCACUGUAAGUCAUGUCUUGCCCAGAAAUGUGGCUUGGGGUUUUCUACGUCAUACUAGUAAAACGCGAACCACACCUUUUAAAUAACGCUGAGUGCCUCAUGUGUGGUCAUCCUCCCCCUUGCUAUCACAUUUCCAGUGGAACCCAUAAUGUUUUGUCUGGGAAACAAGCCAUAGAAGCGGGGGCUGGGCUUACUCUAAAAAAAAACAACAACAAUCUUCUCAAACACCAACAGAGACAAUGACAAUGCUCCCUAUGGACUUUCAAAGCCAUGGA
Messenger RNA from Nerophis ophidion (straightnose pipefish), 6963 nucleotides. RefSeq names its product ubiquitin protein ligase E3B (gene ube3b). Gene Ontology annotation, biological process: ubiquitin-dependent protein catabolic process; protein polyubiquitination. Gene Ontology annotation, molecular function: ubiquitin protein ligase activity; protein binding. The coding region runs from base 443 to 3646 and encodes 1067 amino acids. The record is from RefSeq and is a predicted model, not a curated record. NCBI's taxonomy places the organism in Eukaryota, Metazoa, Chordata, Actinopteri, Syngnathiformes, Syngnathidae. The transcript is spliced from 27 exons.